GUUUCUAUGGCAACUUCAACGGCAACUUCAACAGCAACGUUUGUAACCGUGUGAAGCUAGCUAGAUAGUUGGCUAUGAAAAGCUAACGUAAUGUAGUAAACGAAUAAUGGUUUUUAGAAUGUGUUUUAAGAAAGCACACAGGCUAAAUGUUAAGAAAUGAAAUUCUUCAUUUAACAUACCGGUAGAAGUUAUGUAUUCAUAUAUUGUGGGAUGAGGCUAAGUUGUCUAGCUAACGCGAACGUUAGUAACGCGUCGCUAGCUAGGCACGUCCGUUUACAAACGUGUAUAGCCAGCUGUUCGACUUUGAUAGCUAGCUAGUUACUAAAAUUAUACGAUGUGUGAAAUCGCUUAAGUUACGUUACUAGCUUGGGUUCCUUUCUUUGCAAGCUAGCUAGCUAAAGUUAACAAGAUUGUAUCCCAGCCAAGGCCAAUCCUGACUUAACUAACGCGUUAGCUAACUAAGUUAGCUAGUUAGCUUGGUACUGUUAACGUUGCUUCUUUGCUGUUUUCAUCCACCAAACAGACGACAGAAAUGGGAGCACCUUAAACGCACCAGGAGCAAGAAGGAGUGGAAAUGAUGAUGGUGUUGCCUGUGUGGGGCCUCACACUCCCUCUUCCCGCUGUACUGAUGAUUGUUGUUGGUCUUUACAUGAUUUUCCUUGCAAUGGCAUUAUGGUUCCGCCAAUGCCUCAAGGAACAGUGUUCUCCUGAGUGUGGUGACUGCUGUCCAAAUAUCGCCCCAUUCGAUUACUGUUUAGCAUGUGCAGAGUCGUGCAACUGUCGCAUGCCAUCACUGCGCUCGUGCCUUGACCAGACCUGCCCCUCUACCUGCCCCUCUCUUCCUAAUUGUAACAUGUGGGACUGUGCUUGCACCUGCCAACCCCCAGCAUGUGAGUCCUUCAACUGCCUCUGCUUCGAGAUCAAGUUCAGAUAGAGGGAGAAACGGAGGAGUGGUAGGAUGAAUGAUGAAUCCUAACUCAAGACGCACAGCAUGUUUGCAUAUUCACACAUUGAUGUUAAUGGACAAUUUGUGCAAGAGGAAGGAGUUAUCCAUUCAUCCCUAGAGAAAUGGAAAGGGAGUGUUUAUGUAUCAAUAUGAAAAUACAAUCUGAAUCCUUCUAACACACAGCCUUAAAGUGAAAGUCAACAACCAGUUUAUGGAUAGUUGUGCCAUAUGUGUCCAAGGGAGACCAACGUUAUCAGAGUGCUAUUACAAUAUAGGGCAUCUACUUUCAUUACAGCACAAGUACAAUUCUGUGCCUCUGCAGCAAUCCAAUACACUCAUUGUACAAAACAUUAAGCUCACCUGCCUAAUAUCGAGUUGCACCCCCCCCCCCCCCCCCCCCCCAUCCUCUCCCCUUUUGCCC
This is a messenger RNA of Oncorhynchus mykiss (rainbow trout), 1367 nucleotides long. RefSeq lists its product as uncharacterized. The record is from RefSeq and is a predicted model, not a curated record. NCBI's taxonomy places the organism in Eukaryota, Metazoa, Chordata, Actinopteri, Salmoniformes, Salmonidae.